Messenger RNA from Struthio camelus australis, 1146 nucleotides. RefSeq names its product biogenesis of ribosomes BRX1. Lineage: Eukaryota; Metazoa; Chordata; Aves; Struthioniformes; Struthionidae. Gene Ontology annotation, biological process: rRNA processing; ribosomal large subunit assembly. Gene Ontology annotation, cellular component: nucleolus. The record is from RefSeq and is a predicted model, not a curated record. Gene Ontology annotation, molecular function: rRNA binding.
CCCGAGCCGGCUGCCAAGCCGGGCCCGGACGGAGCGAGCCCGGAGGAGUACAGUAUCCCGGCGCCGGUCUCCCAGGGUAAAUGGAAAAACAAGGAGCGGGUGCUUAUUUUCUCUUCUCGUGGAAUUAAUUUCAGAACGAGGCACUUAAUGCAAGACUUGAGAACGUUGAUGCCUCACUCUAAAGCAGAUACUAAAAUGGACCGUAAAGACAAGUUGUUUAUAAUUAAUGAGGUGUGUGAAAUAAAAAACUGCAAUAAAUGCAUCUUUUUUGAAGCCAAAAAGAAACAGGAUCUGUACAUGUGGCUUUCAAAUACACCACAGGGACCAUCAGCCAAGUUCUUAGUGCAGAACAUUCACACACUGGCUGAAUUGAAGAUGACUGGGAACUGCUUAAGGGGCUCACGACCCCUUUUGUCUUUUGAUCCAACAUUUGACAAGGAGCCACACUACGCCCUGUUAAAAGAGUUGUUUAUUCAGAUAUUUAGUACACCUCAGUAUCACCCCAAGAGCCAACCCUUUGUAGAUCAUGUAUUCACAUUCACCAUUACAGACAAAAGGAUCUGGUUUCGGAAUUAUCAGAUCAUAGAAGAGGAUGCGUCUCUAGUAGAAAUUGGGCCUCGUUUUGUUCUGAAUCUCAUAAAAAUCUUCCAAGGUAGCUUUGGAGGGCCAACUCUCUAUGAAAAUCCCCAUUACCAGUCCCCAAAUAUGCAUCGACGGUUGAUAAGAUUAUCAAUGGCUGCUAAAUUUAGAGAGAAACAGCAAGUGAAGGAAGUACAAAAGAUAAAGAAAAAAGAAACUAAGAUGCUUAUUGAAGAAGAUCCCACUGAAACUGUCUUUGAGACUCCAGCUGAAGAAAAGCCGAUGGAAGUACAGCUUGUGAAACCAGAACCAAAGGCAAUUGUAAAAGAUAAAAGGAAGCCACGCAAAAUUCAAAGGAAGAGGCAAAAAAAGCUUUUCAGGAUUGAAGCAUAAAUGUCACAAAUGAUAAAACUAAGCAGACUCCAAAGUCAUCUGUUAGUCUGGUGUAUCUAUACCUAGCUAUAUUUCAUAGCUGUCUUUACAUAAUAUUGUAAAUACUUGUUUUUACAGCCAAAACUAACUUGACUUCAAUUUUGAGUAAACAGAAUAUCAGUUUCUUUAUUAGGA